Messenger RNA from Cetraspora pellucida, 2436 nucleotides. The record is from the annotation of a GenBank genome assembly. Lineage: Eukaryota; Fungi; Glomeromycota; Glomeromycetes; Diversisporales; Gigasporaceae.
AUGCUAGAUAAUACCUUCUCGGAAAAUCAGUUACGUAGCUAUUUAUCUUCACUUCAGAAUGAGAUUAAAUCUUCCAGCUGUUCAGUAGAAAUUGUGUCUGAAUUUCUACGUGGACCGCUAGAUUUUCUUGAAAAUAAAAAUUGGAAAGGUCCUUUUCCAAAUCGACAAUUGCAUAAACAUUUUCUUACAAAACUCUACUCAAAACAUCUAAGUUUUAUACUUGAAAAUAUUAUAAUCAAUUGGUUUGAGAUCCUCACUCGAUCGCAACAGCAAAUGCUAGUCACUGAGUACUUUGUUCCUUCAGGCGAAAAAAAUUUGCAAAAAAAAAUGAGAGCAUCCAUUUCUUUACAGAUCCUUGUAUCCCAUUUUUCUGUUUCUCAUCAAACCAAUUCUCAACUUGAGCAGCGACAGCAAGCCCAUUUGCUGAUGAUAAUAAAAAAACUUUUAAUCUCACUUCUUAAUACAUACUCUAUGAGUGAUUUUUUUGAUGCUAUUUUGGAUAAUGAGGAUAUUAAUUUCAAUGAAAGAUUUUUAUACUGGAAAGAAUUUGUGUGCCUUGUUUGUUCUAUACCAGAAAAAGCUGCAAAUUUAAUGGCCUUGAAUCAAAAUCAAAUCUAUAAUUCAAGAUUGCUAGAAGACGAUGAUUUUCUAAAGAAUGCGAUUGAAAUGGUGGUGUUUGCAUUCAGUGAACUAUUCUCAAAGAUGUGUAGGAUUGGCCAUUCAAAAUCCCUUGUUCAGGCGAUUUACCAUCUACUAGUGAAACGUCUUCACCCUUCCGUUAAUAAAACCUAUCAAGAUAUUUGGCAUCGAGUGACCGCAUCGUUUUCUCCACAUAUGCUAGAGUCAUUUCUCACCUCCUUAUUACUUCAUGCACAAAAUUGUGAUCUUUCAAAAGUUCCCACCCCAGUCUCCAUUGAGAAUCAUUCCCGAUAUUUGAUUCGUAAAAUUGCUAAAAUAUUAAUGUUAUUAAUUGGAAAUAGAAAUAAUGAAUCUGUAUUGUUUUUAAUUAAAUAUAAAUAUUUUGUGGGUGGGAAAUCAUUUUCUGUAACCAUUUUAAGAGUUUUAUGCUGCUUUUUGUAUUGGAGAGGACUUCAGAAAGAGAAAGAGAAAAGUGGUGAUAACAGCUUAAAUUCAUUAAUAUAUGAUGAUCUUAUUAAUGUACUCAAAAAUCUUAUAUCGUUUUGGUCUGAUCCAACAUUCGUUAAACAUGGGUCCAUUAGUGAUCAAAAAUAUAUAACAAGUGCAAUUCUUAUAUUAUUCGGUUACAUUCCCAAAGAUACUCUAAUUGAUGCAGGAACCACUAGAGAUAUUAUUUCCGGUGUGUCUCGGUGGUUACAAAAUUCAUUCGAAGAGUCGCGAAAACUAGGAAUGGUUACUGCAGAAAUGCUUUCAAGAUUAACUGAUGAAACUGGAAAUGUGUUAGAUUUUGAACUAAAUUCUGAAGAGGAAGAAGUAAGGCAUUUAAGGCAAUUAGUAGAAGUUAAGGACGGGCUUUUGGAUCUGCCAGAUUUUGAAAACGAUGAUGUUGUUGAAGAUCAAGAAGAAAUAAUAUCAAAAUCUGAUCAAAUUGUAGAUUCCUCUGAGAAAAAUUAUAAUAUUGAAAUUCCUAUCAACAACGUAUCUACAAUUGCGAUGAAUACUGCCGCAAAACUAAUUAGAAAUAAAACGGGUUUUGGGAUGGAAUUGGAUGACCAUGCUGCUGAAUUAGCAAGAAUACUUAUUAAUUUACGUGAUAAUUUCGAACUUAAAGAGUUUGAAGAAAAUAGACAAGCCGCAUUGGUCGCUCUUGUAUGUGGAAGUCCAAAGAUCACCCUCAUGAUCUUGUCUGCAUUAUCAUUAGCCGCAAAAGAAUUAUCCGGACUACAAAUAGAAGAGGAUAUAUCUGCCAAAAAAGAAAUUUCAUCUGUAGAUUUAAUUGUUCAGUCAACAAAUGAUCUUAGCUUAAUAACAAAAAAUGCCCGAAGUAAACCAACAUCUGAUAAAGUACGUUGGUUGUCUCGAAGACCAAAAGUGGAAUAUGCACGUCUUAAUUCAACAAAGAAGAAUAAAUUUUACGAAAUAGCUGCAAAAACUUUUUUCUUCCCAUUACUAGCAGGGUUUUGGAUAUGGUCUCGCAACCGCGAUCAAAAUGGGAUCUUAUAUGAACCUGUACUAGUGCAUAGAUAUGUGGUAACAUUGGCUGUUUUUGUUCAGUGCUCUACAAAUACUGUCGAUCUUAUACAAAUUGACAGAGAAUUUUGGGAUUUACUAUUAUCUUUAAGAUAUAAUGAUGAUCCAACUAUUUUAUCAUCAUUAUUAUUUGGUAUAAAUUCUAUACUUAAUUCAUUAUCUGAACGCGAAUUGGCAGAAGAUUUUGGAAAAGAAUUAGUUGAAACACAGCAAUGGGUUGCUUGUAUGUAUAUAUAUUUCAGUUAUUUAAUUACUUGGUCUAUUUAA